AUGGGGUAUCUGGAGAGCAAAAAAGAAAACAUCGUCGAGACCACGACUGAGGUCGAGAUCGAUAACAGCGGUUUGAAGGUUGACGGUCUUGUCGAUGAGAACAACAUCCCUAUCCCCGUGAAGGAGAAUGUCUUUGACGAUGACCCAAACUACAAGCCCAGCAGAUUCCUGCGUUUCAUGGGCGUGUUUUGGGAUGCGUUCACUUUGCCUCCUAAGGAGCGGAAAUAUAUCCUCAAGAUCGAUCUGUUUGUGCUCAGUUACGCGCUGUUCUCGUACGGCUUGAAGUCCAUCGACGUGAACAACAUCUCGAACGCCUACGUCAGUGGUAUGAAGGAAGAUCUCAAUCUCUACGGACAAGAGCGUAACCUCUUCACCACCUUCUUCAACGUCGGCUACCUUGUCGGCUCCACUCCCUCCCAGCUCAUCAUCAACCGUGUUCGUCCUUCGAUUUGGAUUCCUAGCUGUGAGAUUGUCUGGUCAUGCGUCGUCAUGUGCAUUGCUGCCGCGCAAAACGCAAAGGCAAUCUACGGUCUUCGUUUCUUACUCGGUCUCUUUGAAUCUUGCUCCUACCCCGGCUUUGCGUACAUCCUCGGAUGCUGGUAUGGUCCCGAGGAACUUGCUAAGCGAAUGGGUGUCUACGAUUUGGCUGGUUACGCCGCGAACAUGUUUGCUGGAUACAUCCAGGCUGGUAUUUUGACGAACCUGGAUGGCGCUGGUGGAUUGGCUGGUUGGAGAUGGAUGUUUAUCAUUGACGGCCUGAUGGGUUUCCCAAUUGCCUUCUGGGGAUACUACUCCGUUCCUGAUUUCCCGAACAACACCCGUGCGCGCUGGCUGUCUGAGCAUGAUAAGGAGGUGGGCAUAAUGAGAAUGAACGCGCUCGGCAAACAGUCGCCAAAGAAACUGACGCCGACGCGGUUCUUCAACAUGUUUUUCCGCUCGUGGCGACCGUGGCCGUUCAUGGUUUCCUACGUGUUGCUGUGGAUCACUGGCACGACGUCGUACUUCAACCUGUGGCUCAAGUCGACCGGUCUGUACACUACCGAGCAGAUAAACAUCAUUCCUACCGGUGGAUACGCACUUGGUAUCGUUACCGGCUUCUGGUUUGCCAACUUGUCUGACCGGACGCAUAUGCGAUUCCCAUGGUUGGUUUUGGCCACUGCCAUCCGAUUCACUGGAUCAGUCAUUCUCUCGGUCUGGAACGUCGGUAUCGGCGGUAUCUACUUUGGCAACCUGUGCGGAUACAUGUCCGAGCCUACAUGGUCGCUGCUGCUUGCCUGGGCUGCCGAGGAGUUUCAGGAUGACGCCGAACUUCGUGGUCUUCUUGCAGCUGUCGGAAACACCAUCGGCGCCUCCUUCAGUAUGUGGACUCCGCUCGUACUCUUCCCCACGCCCAAAGCACCCCACUACCCGAUCGGCUACAAAGUCCUCUGUGGUCUCAACGUGCUCGACUUCUCCGCCUUGUGCGCGUUCUGGUACCUCUCCCGCCGUGAGCACAAGCAGAAAGGUUUGGUUAAGAACUCGUACGGUCUCUGGGUUGCGCGUGACGAGUACCUUGCGCACUUGGAGGAGAUGGAGAAGAAAGGAAAGUUGCUUGACAAGACGCUGUCGCGGCUUUCGUCUGCUUCGGGACCGAGCGGUGACGCUGUUCCUGAGUACAACGAGAAGAGAGAGUACGACGAGACACGUGCUAGUGUGGAGGCGAAGAAUGUUGUAGAUACCGAUGCUGAUGGAAUUACUUCGAUUCCAAAGUAG
Molecule: messenger RNA, 1752 nt
Organism: Myxozyma melibiosi
Lineage: Eukaryota; Fungi; Ascomycota; Lipomycetes; Lipomycetales; Lipomycetaceae
Product: putative pantothenate transporter
Exons: 2
Coding region: 1-1752 (583 amino acids)
Biological process (GO): transmembrane transport
Cellular component (GO): membrane
Molecular function (GO): transmembrane transporter activity
Source: RefSeq, a predicted model, not a curated record